Molecule: messenger RNA, 2122 nt
Organism: Menidia menidia (Atlantic silverside)
Lineage: Eukaryota; Metazoa; Chordata; Actinopteri; Atheriniformes; Atherinopsidae
Source: the annotation of a GenBank genome assembly
AAUAAAACAUGUGCACAGGAGGAAAACGCGGAGAAGGAAGGACCCAAAUCUUCCGGCUUUAGUCAGCUGACCAAGCGGCGACCAAUCAGAGGUAUCCGGUUGUUGUAAAUAAACUGCCGCUGUGAGCUCGUGCAGUGGAAGCAGAGAAGUAAACAGUGACAACCGAGAGGAGGACAGAGGGGGAAAAUGCAGACAGAGACGAGGUUAAACGAGAAGAACGGGGCUCAGGGAAGCACAGUCGGCAUGAGACAACAGGAGGGCCCUGGAGGACUGUGGGACUCCAUGAAGAAAGCCGCAGUCAUCAUAGGAUCUGGAAUCUUAUUCUUGGCUGCUUUUGGCAACUCCCUGACCUGGCACCUUCAGAGAUUUUGGGGAGCUUCUGGAGAUUUCUGGCAGAACUUGUGGACGAAGGUGUACUUGGCCUUUGAAGGUCAUGAUACAGCUUUGUUCUUUUUAGGGACAACGCUGUUCCCCACUCUGGCAUUCUGGGGGUCUAAUGCCCUUCUGCUACUGGUGGACACUACUGGGAAACCAUCUUUCAUCACCCGAUACCGUAUCCAAGAGGACAAGAACAACCCGGUGGAUCCCGUCAAGCUGCGCCAUGCCGUGAAGACCGUCGCCUUCAACCAUGUGUUUAUUUCCGGGCCCAUGGUGGUGGCUGUUUACUACCUGAUGACCUGGAGAGGAAACCCCUGCGGCCCUGAGCUGCCCACCUUCCACUGGGGUCUGAUGGAGCUGGCCGUGUUCUCCAUCGUGGAGGAAAUUCUGUUUUACUAUUCACACAGGUUGUUCCACCAUCCCAGCCUCUACAAGCAUUUCCACAAACAGCACCAUGAGUGGACCGCUCCCAUUGGACUUGUCUCGAUCUAUGCCCAUCCCCUUGAGCAUGUGCUGUCCAACACGCUGCCCGUGGUGAUCGGGCCAGUGCUCCUGGGCUCCCACGUGACGACCACCACCAUGUGGUACUGUAUGGCUCUGAUCAGCACCACCAUCUCCCACUGUGGCUACCACCUGCCCUUUCUGCCCUCCCCCGAGUUCCACGACUUCCACCACCUCAGGUUCAACCAGUGUUUUGGGGUUUUCGGUGUUCUGGACAGGCUCCACGGCACCGACAGCAAAUUCAGACAGACAAAGCAGUACGAGCGCCACACCCUGCUCACCGGCCUCACCCCUCUGACCCAGACCAUCCCCGACACACCCAAGAAGGGCCAGUAAUGACCGGCACAGCCUUCGGUCUUUGACCUCAGGUGGUUCUGGCGGGCAGACAAACACCUCCAUCCGUUUUUACCGUUUUUCUAAUCAACGGGUUUGGGCCGAUUUUGAAUCCCUUCCCAGACUUUGUACUCUGAAUCUUAAUUUUUUUACGAUAAAAAAAAAAAAACGCUGCACUUUAAUUGUAUUCAGCUCCUGUGUUGACAGGGUUUACAUUUCACCCUGUGAAAAAGUGACCACUGUAGCGCACUGUAGCGCAUGGUAACUGUACGGCCGCAGAGCCGUUACUCAUGUUCUAGUACCACCUGAUCAAAGAAACAAUAUUCAACGGAGCCCAAAAUCAUAUCGAAAAUAAGAUAACGGCGUGUCCGAAAACAUUCAUUUCAUGUUUCAAGUUCAGUUUUUACUUCAAUACAAAUGUAAACUCACUGAAAUUUAAAAGUAACCAUGUACAGUGGAGCGUAGGACAGUCUGGUCAAAUACUCAGAUCUGUUUUUUUCAGCAACAAGGCCGAAAAAGCUGGGUUUUUUUUUUUAGUCGGGACUUUUCCUUUACCCUCAUGGCAAAGUUCAAAGAGAGCCCCCUCAGCUGUUGUUACUAGGGGGGUAAAAACACUUCCUCAGGUGGAUUCAACAUCAACUUUUCUGUGGUCCUUUCCAAAAUAACAGUGGUGGGAUAGUGUGGAGACAGAGACUCACAAACUGCAGCACUUAAAGCUAAAAUGAAGAUCUGUCUUUUCUGGUCAAAGACAGUUGCUGGGAGCACUUUCCAUUUCAGUGGUACACAAGCAUUCUUUAAAGUGUUAAAUGUGUUGUUCUGGAAAACACAAAAGCGUCUCCUACAACGCACAAAAUGUGAAGAAUGUUCUUGUGCGACUGUUUUAAAAGAAUAAAGAGUUUUUAAAGAAAAA